Messenger RNA from Lecanosticta acicola, 926 nucleotides. The record is from the annotation of a GenBank genome assembly. NCBI's taxonomy places the organism in Eukaryota, Fungi, Ascomycota, Dothideomycetes, Mycosphaerellales, Mycosphaerellaceae.
AUGCUGCUGCGCGUCUUCGACCGCCGAGGCGCGAAGACGGCGCCCUCGCAGUAUUACCCGCGAGCACUCUUCCAUGUCGUGCGCUGCUUCCAGCUCAUCAGCUCUCUCAUUGUGGGGGGCAUCAUGAGUUUCUUCAUCUGGCAUCUCACACACGACGACUGGGCGACACCAUGGACUUUCAUAUGGGUACGCAAAUGCAUAAGAGACGCAUUCUACCGGAUAAAUUCCCAUCUAAUGGUCUGGAAACAGCUCACGGCCGCGAGCCUCUUCAGCAUCGCCGCCCUCGCCUCCACCAUCCUGCUCCAUUGCUGCAUGGGUCUCCACCCGCGCGUCAACGCCGCCGUGAACAUUUCCCUCGGCAUUCUCUGGACUCUCAGCUGGAGUGUGCUCACAUGGUACACGUCCGGCACUCUGGCGAAUCGGUGUGAUCUCGACCAUUGGGAUGAAGAGCUGGGCAUCACGGUCUGUAGGACUUACAAGGCGCUGUUCACUUUCACGUUGCUUGGGAUGUGAGUUUUCCAUCCCGCUUCACGGGGCAGGGCACAUUCGGUUGGUGAAGUUUCGUUGUGCUGACUGGAGAGGAUACAAGGGUCUCCACGAUUGCCGCUCUCGCGCUCGACAUCCACGUCUCCCGCCACGAUUCGCGACACGGCAUCUAUCGUCUGCACGAUCUGGAUCGUAAGAGGCCGGAAGAAGCUACACGUGGUGCUUUUCCGGAGCAGUCGCGUGGAUACGGGGAUGGACCUCGAGAGAGUGAAGCUUGGGAGGCACCACGGCCUUGGACUGGUCCGUAUAGGGAAUCUGCAGACCGGAACGUCCAGGCGCGAGGCUACGCUGUGCCGGAUGACCAGUUUGGACAUGAUGCGGGAUAUCACGGCUCUGGAGGGCGUCCGAGUCAAGGCCAGGAGAGCUAUUAUAGGUCAUAG